GGCCGGGUGUUGCCGCGCCGGGGACGCAGCGGGCCGGGCAGGAUGUCGCGCCAGGCCGGCCGCGGCACGGAGAGCAAGAAAAUGCCUGUAGUGACUGUGCUAAUCACUGGUCUGGCUGAAUGGCUCCCAGCAAAAUGCACUUUGAUUCAGUUGGUUCAGGUUGAGGAUCUGAGAACUCAGAGCUCUUCACACUGACCUAUGGUGCUCUGGUCACCCAGCUGUGCAAGGACUAUGAGAAUGAUGAGGAUGUCAACAAGCAGCUUGACAAAAUGGGUUACAACAUCGGCGUCCGGCUCAUCGAGGACUUUCUGGCGCGGUCCAACGUGGGCAGGUGCCACGACUUCCGUGAGACUGCAGAUGUCAUUGCCAAGAUUGCGUUUAAGAUGUACCUGGGCAUCACUCCAAGCGUCACCAACUGGAGUCCUGGAGGUGAUGAGUUCUCCCUGAUCUUGGAAAAUAACCCUUUGGUGGACUUUGUUGAGCUCCCUGACAACCACUCAUCUCUCAUCUAUUCCAACUUGCUGUGUGGAGUGCUACGAGGGGCCCUGGAAAUGGUUCAGAUGGCUGUAGAUGUGAAGUUUGUCCAGGACACGCUGAAGGGCGACAGUGUCACAGAAAUAAGGAUGAAGUUCAUCAGGCGGAUUGAGGACAAUCUUCCUGCUGGUGAAGAGUGACUGGCAGCCCCAGCUCCUUUGGGCCUGGAGGGGACCAUCUGGGUUUGACCUUUAGCUUUCAUCACAGAUCUGUAGGGAUCUCCUGCCCCUGUACAUUCAGACUGAGUCACUCACUGUUUAAGGUGGUGUUAUAUUCUUCUACUGUUACUCCCAUCCUCUAUAGAAGACCAUUGUCUGGUUGCUCUUUUAUUUCACAGGUUCAUUCUGAAGCUCUUUCAUAAGGUGAUGUCUCUUUCAUAUUCCCUGGGGACUCUUUCAACUCUUCCUUUCUAGUUGUGACAUUUGGUUGUGCAAGAACUACUGCUCAGAGUCUAGGAGAGCUCCAGCCCUUUCACAUCUGCAGCUGGGUUUGCCACCAGAACUGGGUACCAAGCCGUGCCAGCCCAGCGGUGCCCUGUUAAAUGCUGGCCUUAAAAAGAGGUGUUUAAAGUUAAUUUGGAGCUACACACAUAGCCUUUCUGUAGAUCAAACUGUCUUUGAUUCUGAAGUUCCCAGUAAAACACAGGCCUGACACCAAGGGGUGGUUUGGGAGAGCUGUGCUGGGUUGGGAGGCUCCUUUUCUUCAAGGGCUGUGGUGUUGUGGUGGCUUUGGCAGCACCGGGGCAGGGGCGUGGGUUCAGCAGGUCUCUGUAGCUCAACCUUUUGGCAUUUCCCCUUCCCAUCAGUCUCAGGACUCCUCCCCUCAGAAGGGGAGGCCCGUUGAACCACCCUGGAGCAGCAGUGAAUAUUUUCAGUGGAGAAAAAAGGCCAAGAGUGGCUGAAAGGCCGUUGGGGUGUGAGAGCGUGUGCGGCCCCGGGGCACGUCCAGGGGAUGAAAACCAGAACUCCCACUGACAAGGAGGUAUUGAAAUGUGUCUCAGCUAGUGGAGCCUCUUCUCCAGUUACAGUCUACAAACACUGUGUGGUGCAGAGGUGCUGCUGGGCUCUGUUCUCACAGAUGUUUGGGCUCCAGCAGAAUUUCCUGCCUUACUUGACUUGGCGAGCGGGCUGAGGCACCUGCUGCUCUGUAAAACAAACACAGAGUGGUGUUCUGUCUCCAAAGAGCAAGAUAUUGGAAAAUCAACUUCCUCUGCCAUCCUUUUCAGCCAGAACAUGCAGUCAGACACUCAGUUCUCACAUCACUUUCCAUAGCAUGAAGGCACAGAUCCACGGAGACCGUUUGGAGCUCGGCGGCUUCCACCAGCGCUGGCGGCUCCGAGACCUUUUGUGGCUGAGUGGAGGGUGAGAGAGAGAGAGCUGCUGCUUGUGCUGCUGUUCCUUCAGGUUCUCCAGGUGAAUGUUGGCUCAUCUGGACGCUUCAUCCCUUUUGGUUUGGUUCCCUUUGUUGGGAUGCUCCGUGUGCUGUGUGUCCUGGAAGAGCAGUCAGAGCACAGCACAGAGGGAGAGCGCUGGGAGGUGUUUUGGACAGAGGUGCCACACGCUGCAGAGAGAAAAUGAUCCCCCAUUUCUCCCUGUUGCCCAUUAGAGAUUGUUUAAAGCUGCAUUUUAAAAGCAAUUGCAUUAAAAGCCUCCUGGUGUCAA
Messenger RNA from Colius striatus (speckled mousebird), 2195 nucleotides. It is a transcript of the gene TRAPPC3, whose product is annotated as trafficking protein particle complex subunit 3. NCBI's taxonomy places the organism in Eukaryota, Metazoa, Chordata, Aves, Coliiformes, Coliidae. Gene Ontology annotation, biological process: endoplasmic reticulum to Golgi vesicle-mediated transport; intra-Golgi vesicle-mediated transport. The transcript is spliced from 6 exons. Gene Ontology annotation, cellular component: TRAPP complex; cytosol; cis-Golgi network membrane. The record is from RefSeq and is a predicted model, not a curated record. Bases 270 to 674 code for a protein of 134 amino acids.